AUGGCUCUUCGCAAGGCCACCUCUAAGCGAACAAAAUCGGGUGCUCCGGUUUCGCCACUGGAAAUGGAACCACUUGCACGCACCAUGAGUGGUCGUCAACGACGACCAACUGAAAAAGCAAGCUACCAAGGGUUGGAAUUACAACAGGUGCUGAAGAUGGCCUAUCAAAAUGAUCCCGACCAUUUCGAAAAAGAGCCGUCAGUACUGCUUAGCGACAUCGACAAGGAGGAGGACACCAUGUUCUCAGAUCACAGUGUGCAGACGAAGCUGUCGAAACCCAAGCUUCUGACUUUCAGUACUGGGGAAGAUUCCCAAAGCGUCACGCACCACCACUCCCACAACCAGUGCGCGCAAGUUGACAAAGGGUCCGAAAGAGUAGUUCCACCAAGUGAUAGGGACUUGGACGGCACUUCGGACGGCACUUCUACUACCUCGGAUGAUACCAGUGAUGAGUCUGGUAACGACUCUGAACCUGAGGCUGACCAGAUCGACAAUUGUGCAGAGGAUGGUGACACUGCCAUGGAAUCAUCAAUGGCUGCUCAGGGGAUAAAACGAUGUCUCGAUACGCGCCAGAAGAGCUAG
Molecule: messenger RNA, 582 nt
Organism: Suillus subalutaceus
Lineage: Eukaryota; Fungi; Basidiomycota; Agaricomycetes; Boletales; Suillaceae
Exons: 5
Coding region: 1-582 (193 amino acids)
Source: RefSeq, a predicted model, not a curated record